AUGCCGCCCGCCAGUGGUGCCGCCUGCCAGUGGUGCCACCCGCCGUUGGUGCCCCCUGCCAGUGAUGCCGCCCACCAGUGGUGCCGCCUGCCAGUGAUGCCGCCCGCCUAUGGUGCCGCCUACCAGUGGUGCCGCCCACCAUUGAUGCCGCCCAUUAGUGAUGUCGCCCACCAGUGGCCGUCCACCAGUGGUGCCGCCCACCUGUGGUGCCGCCCACCAGUUGUGCCGCCCACCAUGGUGCCGCGCGCCAGUGGUGCCGCCCGCCAGUGGUACCUCCUGCCAGUGGUGCCGCGCGCCAUUGGUGCCGCCCGCCAGUGGUGCCGCCUGCCAGUGUUGCCGCGCGCCAGUGGUGCCGCCCGCCAGUGGUGCCGCCUGCCAGUGGUGCCGCGCGCCAUUGUUGCCGCCCGCCAGUGGUGCCGCCUGCCAGUGGUGCCGCGCGCCAUUGGUGCCGCCCGCCAGUGGUGCCGCCUGCCAGUGGUGUCGCGCGCCAUUGGUGCCGCCCGCCAGUGGUGCCGCCUGCCAGUGGUGCCGCGCGCCAUUGGUGCCGCCCGCCAGUGGUGCCGCCUGCCAGUGGUGCCGCGCGCCAUUGAUGCCGUCCGCCAGUGGUGUCGCCCGCCAGUGGUGUCGCGCGCCAGUGGUUCCGCCUGCCUGUGGUGCCGCCCACCAGUGGUGCCGCCCACCAGUGGUGCCGCCCACCAGUGGUGCCGCCCACCAGUGGUGCCGCCCACCAGUGGUGCCGCCCACCAGUGGUGUCGCCCGCCAGUGGUGUCGCUUGCAAUUGGAAUCGCCCACCAGUGGUGCCGCCCGCAAUUGAAGCCGCCCACCAGUGGUGCCACCCACCAGUGCUGCCGCCCACCAGUGGUGCCGCACGCUAGUGGUUUCACCCACCAGUGCUGCCGCCCACCAGUGGUGCCGCCCGCCAGUGGUGCCGCCCUCCAGUGGUGUCGCCCACCAGUUUUGUUGCCCGCAAGUGGUGCCGCCUGCCAGUGGUGCCGCGCGCCAUUGAUGCCGUCCGCCACUGAUGCCGUCCGCCAGUGGUGUCGCCCGCCAGUGGUUCCGCCUGCCUGUGGUGCCGCCCACCAGUGGUGCCGCCCACCAGUGGUGCCGCCCACCAGUGGUGCCGCCCACCAGUGGUGCCGCCCACCAGUGGUGCCGCCCACCAGUGGUGUCGCCCGCCAGUGGUGUCGCUUGCAAUUGGAAUCGCCCACCAGUGGUGCCGCCCGCAAUUGA
Molecule: messenger RNA, 1230 nt
Organism: Procambarus clarkii (red swamp crayfish)
Lineage: Eukaryota; Metazoa; Arthropoda; Malacostraca; Decapoda; Cambaridae
Source: RefSeq, a predicted model, not a curated record